UAUGCAUGGAACUAGAAUAGAUGUAAGACUAUUUAACCAGAACGUGAAUCCUCACGGCUGGUUGGGGCUUGUUUCACCUCGGUAUCAAUCGUUGGCGAUGCAGUAAAAUGGAGACACAAGAGACUGCAGAUGCUGGAAACCGGAGCAACAGAUGAAGGGUCUGCAGUCCGGGUGAAGGGUCGCCGACUGCCCCGUUCCCCUCCAUGGAUGCUGCCCGACCCGCCGCGUUCCUCCAGCGCUCCCCUGCGUCGACCGUGCCGUGUCCGUUUCGUGGUGACACCAAGCGGAAGUGUCCGAGGGAACCCCCCCGGUGUGACACCGAGCGGAAGUGGCGGGCGGGGGGCUGGCGGGAUGGUGCAGACCCGGAGCGGCCGGCGGACUGCGGUCGCCGAGGCGGCAGUAUCUAGAACAAGAACACCUGUCAGUCAAAGGAAGAGCAAGAGUAGAAGGUCUGAAGCUAAUUCAGGAAGCCUUACUGAAUCUCAAUGCAACAACAAGGAGAGAGAGAAAGAGAAACACGUUGUUCAGGCUGAAUCGCAACCAAGUCUGGUGCAGCCAGCAGAACUCAGAUUCGAUGACCAGUCCCCAAAGAGCGUUGUCGUAGAAAAUAAGGCAGAGACUGAGAAGGAAAAUUUGACUGAAGUAAAAACUUAUGAAAUUUGUAUAGAACCAAUUGAAGUAAAUCAAGAGAAGCAAAUUGUGCAGGAUGAAUUGCAGCCCAGUCCAAUCCAGUCAAAGGAACUCAGCGAUAAGUUGGAACUAGAUGACUCAGAGAGCUCUAAUAUAGAAAAUAAUGCAGACACAGAGAAGGAAAAUUUGACUGAAAGUCAUGAAAUUGAUAAUGAAAUAGAUCAAGAGACAAACAAUCAAGAGAAUAAAGGAGGUGAUUUAGAUUGCAAGACUCUAAGUGAGACUCCCGCUGUUAUCAGUUUACUGCUUAGCAGUGUUGAAGACAAAAGUACUCAGAGCGAUGGCAACUGUGAUGUGUUGCUGGAGGAAUCCAGCAGGGACGUUAUACCAGGAGACUCUACCAUUCCUUCUGUAACUGCAGGAAGUCCUUUGGAAAAGGAUAGCAACCUGUUUGUGAUUGACACUCAGCCUGGGAUAGAUCAAGACAGAAAAUUUUACUUGGACUCAAGUGGAAAAGAAGAUAGUGAGGAAAGUGAAGCAGAAACUGGGGACAGAGGAGAAGAAUCAGAGGAAGGGGAAGAAGAUGAUUUUAUUGAUGAAGAUGAGGAGGAAGAAGAUGACAUUUUGAAAACCAAGUCUAGACUAAUAAACUCUUCAAGCAGUAUUGAUACAGGGCUAAAUCUCAAGGAACUAGGUGGCCUUUACAUAAACUUUAAUGCUGACAAAGGUACCAAUUCAAAAGUCAUAAAAAAACUAAAGGAUCAAAAUGAAAAAGAUGAGCUAUUAACAAAUAGCAUCCUGACACCAGAAUUUGAAAAAAAACAUAGCAUACCAUCUUUAAAGGUGCCUGAACGCCAACUGAAAAAAAUGCGCAGGAAAGAGCGUGCAAAGACCACAGGAGAAAGCUGGUACAACAUGAAAGCUCCUGAUUUAACAGAUGAGUUGAAGAAUGAUCUGCGGGUCUUAAAAAUGAGGGCUGCUAUUGACCCCAAACGCUUCUACAAGAAGAAUGACAGAGAUGGUUUCCCUAAGUACUUCCAGGUUGGUGAAGUUCUGGACAAUCCAGUAGAUUUCUAUCACUCUCGAUUACCUAAGAAACAAAGAAAGCAGACAAUGGUGGAGGAGCUUCUGACAGAUGCAGAAUUCCGACGAUACAACAAGAGAAAAUACCAACAGAUCAUGGCAGAGAAAGCAGCUCUUGCUGCAGGCAAAAAGAAUCGCAAGAAGAAGAAAUUUAAAAAAUAAAACCCAAAGAAAAACAUGAUGUAUUUCCAUAGCCAAUAAUACAUACAAAAAGUUACAAAAGUGACAGGGCUACCAACUCCUCUUUCUUGCCUAUUCAUGAAGGCAAGUUAGCUAAUUUAGCUACAUGCAAUUUUAGAAAUAAAAGAACUCCAGCAGUGCUGAGAUACGUAUCGUGAAUGAUUUUCCAGCCUCAAGAAAUGAAUAUGUUAUGUCAAAAUAGAUAAAGAAAUUUAAUAAGGCUUACUUAGAUUUGUAAUCACUUUGUAUUGUUCAUUAUUUUGUAGGUGCAACUAAACUUCAUGGGUCUGUUCAGCAGAUGUUGAGUGCAGACUGUCAAGAAUGGGAUUCUUUAGAGAUUUUCUAUAUCAAAGUUCUGAUGACUUUGUGUGACAGGCAAUUAAAGUUUUUGAGCUAAGAAUGCCUCUUUGUAAACACCCUGAUUUGGAAAUGAUCUAUUGUGCUGUAUUCACCUUCUGCGAUUCAUAAAUAUGAAACUUGUUUUUGAUGA
Messenger RNA from Pristis pectinata (smalltooth sawfish), 2383 nucleotides. It is a transcript of the gene dnttip2, whose product is annotated as deoxynucleotidyltransferase, terminal, interacting protein 2. Gene Ontology annotation, molecular function: RNA binding. Bases 130 to 1875 code for a protein of 581 amino acids. NCBI's taxonomy places the organism in Eukaryota, Metazoa, Chordata, Chondrichthyes, Rhinopristiformes, Pristidae. Gene Ontology annotation, biological process: RNA processing. Gene Ontology annotation, cellular component: nucleolus. The record is from RefSeq and is a predicted model, not a curated record. The transcript is spliced from 7 exons.